Molecule: messenger RNA, 1749 nt
Organism: Contarinia nasturtii (swede midge)
Lineage: Eukaryota; Metazoa; Arthropoda; Insecta; Diptera; Cecidomyiidae
Gene: wds
Product: protein will die slowly
Exons: 4
Coding region: 276-1319 (347 amino acids)
Molecular function (GO): protein binding
Source: RefSeq, a predicted model, not a curated record
UAUAUAUUCAUCGUUUGUGUCAAAACAUAGGAGUGCAUAUUGCGUUUGUUCACGCGUUCAAUUCAUUUUAUUUUGUUAAAAAGCAUUUGGACAACAGAAAUAUUCGAAUAUUUGUCAAAUUUCAAGCACGAUUUACAUUUAGUUAAGUGGGAAUUCGGUUGAACAAAUCGAAGAAAAGCUAUUUCGAUUGCAUUUACAAAUACAUACCAAAAGUAAGGUUAUAGCAGCAUACGCGCUUAAUUUCUUGUACAACAAUAUAAGAGAAAAAGGAAACAAUGGUGCCAAUUGGACAUCCAGGUGCACCGCACAAUAUGCAUGGACCGCAUUCAAUGUCAUCAAUGCCCAGCGCACCAUCCGGACCAAAUACAUUGUCGACAAAUCAAUCAAACAAAGGGGCAUCAUCGGUGAAACCAAAUUACACAUUGAAAUUCACAUUGGCCGGUCACACAAAGGCCGUGUCAGCAGUAAAAUUCAGUGCUAACGGUGAAUGGCUCGCCAGUUCAUCGGCUGAUAAAUUGAUUAAAAUUUGGGGUGCGUACGAUGGUAAAUUCGAAAAAACGAUUGCCGGUCACAAAUUGGGUAUUAGCGAUGUUGCAUGGUCCAGUGAUAGUCGUUUAUUGGUCAGUGCCAGUGACGAUAAGACACUUAAAUUGUGGGAAUUGAGCAGUGGAAAAUGUUUAAAAACACUUAAAGGUCACAGCAAUUAUGUAUUUUGUUGCAAUUUCAAUCCACAAAGCAAUUUAAUUGUAUCGGGUAGUUUUGAUGAGAGCGUACGCAUUUGGGAUGUUCGAACCGGUAAAUGUUUAAAAACACUGCCGGCACAUUCGGAUCCAGUGAGUGCGGUUAAUUUCAAUCGUGACGGUUCGCUCAUUGUGUCAUCCAGUUAUGAUGGUUUGUGCCGUAUAUGGGAUACAGCUUCUGGUCAAUGUUUGAAAACACUCAUCGAUGACGACAAUCCGCCCGUGUCGUUUGUCAAAUUUUCACCAAACGGCAAAUACAUUUUGGCCGCCACACUUGACAACACACUUAAGCUGUGGGACUAUUCAAAGGGAAAAUGCUUAAAAACUUACAACGGCCACAAAAAUGAAAAAUACUGUAUAUUCGCCAAUUUCUCAGUCACCGGCGGAAAGUGGAUUGUAUCGGGCAGUGAAGAUAAUAUGGUUUACAUUUGGAAUCUACAAAGCAAAGAAGUUGUACAACGUUUACAAGGGCAUUCAGAUGUAGUACUUUGUACGGCCUGUCAUCCGACCGAAAAUAUCAUCGCAUCGGCCGCACUCGAAAACGACAAAACAAUCAAACUGUGGAAGAGUGAUACAUAAACUACAUAAAACCAAUCGUUUUUAAGACAUUUUUCCGAAACUUUCAAUGUAAAUCAUCUUUUCAGUUUCUUUUUUACAUUUUGAGAAGUUCUACUUGAGUUUUUAGCAUGUAAGAGAUUUUAAUUCUGGAAAUGAUUUUUUUUCUUCUUAAGUCACAUUCAAAAAAAACAUACAGAAAAACAAAAUAAUGAAAAUAUAUACGCAUAAUUUAAGUCUAUUAAACAAUUUAACUGGAGAAGAAAAAAAUAUGAUACAGAUUGCAUUUAUACAGAACCGCGCUUGUAAUGAUCUUGAAAAAACAUAUAAUUUUGACAAACUCAGAUAUAUAAUGCAGAAUAAAACGACAUUCAUUAUAUCUAGCAUUUUUCCUCCCUUUUGACAAAUAUUUUGAAGAGUUACGAAAAUAAAAUAUAUGAAUGCAGAAAGUAAA